Molecule: messenger RNA, 2413 nt
Organism: Tupaia belangeri chinensis (Chinese tree shrew)
Lineage: Eukaryota; Metazoa; Chordata; Mammalia; Scandentia; Tupaiidae
Gene: CD200
Product: CD200 molecule
Exons: 8
Coding region: 265-1188 (307 amino acids)
Biological process (GO): heterotypic cell-cell adhesion; negative regulation of neuroinflammatory response; regulation of immune response
Cellular component (GO): axon; neuronal cell body; cell surface
Molecular function (GO): cell-cell adhesion mediator activity
Source: RefSeq, a predicted model, not a curated record
GAGAGAAAGCGAACAUAGGAGGGGAAUCGGACUCAAACCGCGGUCUGCCGUGUGGGGAUCCAGCGCCCUUAACCACCACACCACCUGCGGAGGGGCCUCGGUGCCUACGGCAGCAGCGUGGGGGGAGGGAGAGGUGACGUAACAUUAGCCGUCCCUCCUCCCCACGCCUCUCUCUCGGUAGAGCUGGAAGCGCACAGCCUAGCCCUUGCGAACCACCGAGGCUUUCCUGCAGUCCUCGGCCGCCGCGCGAGCCUGGGAGCGAGGAUGGAGAGACGGGUGUUGAGGAGGCCCUUCUGUCAUCUCUCUACCUACAGCCUGAUUUGGGGCAUGACCACAGUGGUGCUGUGCACAGCACAAGUGGAAGUGGUGACCCAGGAUGAAAGAGAACCACUGAACACACCUGCUUUCUUAAGAUGUUCUCUGCAAAGUUCCCAGGAAGUCUUAAGUGUGACAUGGCAGAAAAAGAAGGCUGUCAGCCCAGAAAACAUGGUCACCUUCAGCAAGAACCAUGGUGUUGUGAUCCAGCCUGCCUAUAAGGACAGAAUCAAUAUCACCGAGCUGGGACUCCAAAACUCGACCAUCACCUUCUGGAAUACCACCCUGGAAGAUGAGGGGUGUUACAUGUGUCUCUUCAAUACCUUUGGUUCUGGAAAGAUCUCGGGAACAUCCUGCCUCACCCUCUAUGUACAGCCCACAGUAUUCCUUCACUACAAAUUCUUUGAAGAUCACCUAAAUAUCACUUGCUCUGCCACUGCUCGCCCACCCCCAGUACUCUCCUGGAAGGUUGCGGUGUCAGGGAUUGACAACAGUACUGAGAGUCUGUUAAACCCAAAUGGGACCACGUCUGUCACCAGCACCCUCUAUGUCAAAGACCCCAAGAAACAGGUUGGGAAGGAGGUGAUCUGCCAGGUGCUGCACCUGGGAAGUGUGACCAACUUCAAGCAAACCCUGAGCAAAGACUCCUUCUGCUCUCUUGUGUUUCUCUCUCGACCACUGUUUCUGGGCCUCAUAAGACAAGAGGAGAGCAUAAUGGGCUUUUGGUUUUCAGUGCCACUAUUGUUAAGCAUUGUUUCCCUGGUAAUUCUUCUGGUCUUAAUCUCAAUUUUAUUAUACUGGAAACGUCACCGGAACCAGGACCGAGGUAUGUAUGUACGUACCAACAAUUUAACCAUCAGCAUGAACCAAUAAGACUCCCGCACACCAAUGCAACAUAAGCCCUAGAGGAGUCACAUGGACCCAUGAAAGUUAUGCCCUGGUCUACUUGAAUCUGACAGAAGAGGAAAGCAAGAGGAUAAAAGGUCAUUCUCCAAGGGAUCUAAAAGUGCAAAAGAGAUGGGACCCAAAGGCUUAAGGAUUCCAGGACUUUCUACUGCCAUCUAAGCUACGCAGUGUUUGUGUGAGUUCCAAGAGGAAGUCAUUUUACCUCUCAGGUCUGUUGUAGGACUUGAGUUUGUACAGCAACACAGUGCUGUACUGUUGAAAGGUCACUGGACUUAGAAUCAGGAGCACAGGCUUACUUGGGCUCCUAUUGGUGUGUGUUAGUCACUUUACCUCAAUGAGCUUCCAUGUCCUCAUCUAAAAUAUAAGGAAGUUGGAUCAGAUAAUUUGCCAUUCAGCUCUAAAAAUUGAUGUAAUUCCAGAAAAAAAGAAAAAAAAAAAAAAAGAAGUAGUAAAAAAGAAAGAGGAGAAUACAGAAAGGUCCAAAGAACUUUUCUGAGACUACCUUUUGCCUUUCUGUUGAUAGUACAUCCCUUCUUCCCUUGUUCUUAGGUCCAUGAGUCUGUUUUCCCAUCAUUUGGUAAUAGUCUACUACCUGCUUACUGUUUUGCUAAUAGUUGGCCUUGCUAGAAGCCUGAGUUUCACUGCUGUUCUGUAUGUGCUUCUAUGAGGUUUACAACAACAGACGUAAAACCGAAUUGUGGCAUAACAUUGACAACCUUAACUUAUGUAUUUAACUUAUCUAUUUUUAUAGCAAGGUAAAUAUUGUUAGUCUUAGAUAAUAGCUACCACUUUUUAAAAAGCAUGCUUUCCUUGUCCUCAUGAUAUGACCCAGUCCUAUUCCAGUUCGUUCCAAAUACAGCCUAGUAUAAUGAAUAUAUUAUGAAAACAGACAUUUAGGAUAUUUCCUGUAUAGCAAUCAGCAAGUUCAUAUCCUUUGUCUCUCUGGCUUCUUUUGCCAUGAGUGAACUGCCUUCAGUAGCAGGGGAGACAAGUAAGAGCAUACAUUCCUCUUGUUUUAAAGGUAUUGUUCUAACUAGUGGAACAAUAGUGAAUCUUAAAUAACUAUAAGACCGAAUUAGUGUUUUGUUUUGUUUUGUUUUGUUUUUUCAGUAUCUUUUGCUUGGUCUGUUGUUAUCAGUGACUCAGUAGGUUGUUUUUAUUGUUACAUUGGAUAUUUAUAUACUUAGAAAAC